Messenger RNA from Entamoeba histolytica HM-1:IMSS, 2628 nucleotides. RefSeq lists its product as uncharacterized. Lineage: Eukaryota; Evosea; Mastigamoebida; Endamoebidae. The record is from RefSeq and is a predicted model, not a curated record. The transcript has a single exon. Bases 1 to 2628 code for a protein of 875 amino acids.
AUGGAGUUAAGAGACCAACCAAUAGUAUAUUUUGAAAAUAGUAGAGUUGAAGAAGAGUAUCCGAGUGGAACAAUAAAUGGAUUCAGUAAAGAAGGAGAAAUGUAUUAUAGAAUAGAAGGGAAAAGGAUUGAAAUAUAUUCUAAAGAAUCGAAAAUCAAUAAAACAAGCAUUGAGUGUCAAAGUGAAAUAAUAUCAGCAAUAAGUAUUGACACGGGGAUUGAAAAUGGAAUUGUUAUUGUAAUGGAAAAUACUAUUGGAAUAAUUAAAAAUAAUGGAGGGGAAGUAAUUAAUUAUUAUAUUGAAGGAGCAUAUAAAGUCUUUAAAGAAGUUAAAAUAGGAAAGGAUAAGAAUUAUUAUUAUUUUAUAGUUGUUACAAAACCAUUUUCAAUUAAAUUAGUUCGAAUUAGUUGUUUUGGAAAAAUAGGAAGAAGAAUUGAAAAGAAAUUAAGUAUUAAAGAAAUGGAAGAAAGUAAUGAAGAAGCUACAUACUGUGAAGUUUCAUAUCCAACAUUUACAAGUAAACCAAGUUAUAUGAAAGGAGCAAGUGAUAGUAGACCAUAUAUUGAAGUAUCAGAAUCAGGAAGAAAACCAUUUCCAAAUAUCUUUUAUUUAGAAGAAUUUGUACCAACAUUUAUUUCUAUAGGAAGAACAGAAAAAGACAUAAUAGUUAUAGUAGGAGGGAAUGAUGGACUUAUGUUUGGGUAUCAAGUUAAUACACCAAUGUUAAUAUUUUCUAUACAAAUAGCAAGUGAAAAACAUUGUGCGAUUGAAAAAAUCAUGUAUUCAAUUGGGAAAGAAUAUCAAAAGAAUUAUAUUACUGGAAUAUUAUAUGGAGGAAAUACAACGGAAAUUUAUUUCUUUGGAAUAGAUGAAAGAUAUGGAUUAGAAUAUAAAGAUUUAAUGGUAUAUGAAAAUUAUAGAUUUUUAGCAGGAAAAAGUCAUGAGGGAAGAGAAAGAAUAACAACAAUAAUAGUUUAUGAUAAAGGAAAGAAACAAGUGAUGCAAAGUAUCUUUGAUUCUGAAGGAAGAAAUAUAAGUAAUAAUAUGACAGGAAUAGAAGUUACGGAACCAAUUGGAUGUGUAGAAGAAAGAGAAUAUGAAGAAGAAUUUGAAGAAUAUGAGAAAUAUAAAGCAAAAGGAAAAGAUAUAUAUUAUCCAAGUUAUAUUGAAAUAAUGGGAAAAAAAGAAUGGAGUAGUAUUAUUUGUACAUCACCAGGAUUUGAAAGAAUUGUUCAAUGUAUUAGAUUAUUACCAUGUUUAAUAUUUGGAAGAGGAGAUGAAGAAUGUAUUUCAUAUUAUACUGAUAGUAUUAAUAUGGGAUAUUCAUUACCUGAAUAUAAAGAAAGUGCUACAUUUAUUACUGAGGCGUUACAAAUAUUAAUAGGAACAGGGAAUAUAGGAAUAUUAAUAGAAGAAUUAGAAGAAAGAAGUGAGGAGAGUCGAGUUAAUCAAGUGAUAUUAGAUUUCUUCAGAAUAUAUUAUGAAGAUAUUAAUAAAGAAGUUAAAGAAAGAAUAAUGACUGAUGACAAUAUAGAUAGAAUAUUCUUACAAGAAGUAGAAGAGAAACUUGCAAUUGUUAAAACGAUAUUUUUAAAAAUUAAUGAAGAGACGAAUAUUUUAGAUAGAAUUGAACAAAAUUUAUAUGGGAUUCGAUAUUAUUUACCAAUUAUUCAAUAUGUUGGAGAAUUAAGACAAAAAGAAAUAAUAGAAGUGAAUGGUACAUUAAUCACACCAAUGAUUAAUUUAUUUAUGGAAGGAAGUAUUUAUCCAGUUGGAAUUGAUUUAAUGAUAAUACAUUUAAUGAAUAAUAGAAUAUAUCCAUCAUAUCAAUUAUAUUUAAAUUAUUUAUUUAUUAUUCAUGGACUUAAUGAAUAUAUUGAAGAUAUUCCAGCAUUUUCUGAAUUACCAGAAAUACCAAAUAUAGCAAGAUUAUUAGUUGCAUUUGAUUCAGAAGAAUAUAAAUAUUUUUAUGAUACUAUGCGAGUGAAUGUAGAAUUAAGAGAAAGUAUUAUUACAGAUAUUAUUCCAGUUGUAUUUAGAUAUUAUGAAAAAGUAAUAAUUACAAAACCAAAUAAAUAUAUUGAUACAUUAGUAACAUUAAUUGAUAAUAUAGAAAGUUUCCAUUUAUACAUUGGAUAUUUAAUAGGAAGAAAUGAAUUUGGAAAAGCAAUGAAUAGUAUUUGUAGAUUCCAUGGAAGAUUUAAUUCACCAACAGAAAUAUUCUUAGAAACAGUAAAGUAUUUAUUUGAAAAAAUAAUUGAAAAGAAUAAACUUGAAGGAUAUAUGGAAGUUAUUUACAACACAACUUGGGAACAUUAUUUUAUGACAUAUUGUCUUAAAAGUGAAAGUCAAAAAGACAUUAUUGGAAUAUUUAAUUAUUUCUUAAAAAUUGAAGACAUUUAUUCAUCAUCUUUACUUUAUGUAUAUUUACAUCAAUAUUUAUGGAUUAACACACCUAUAAUUUAUCAACUUGAACAAAAAUUCCAAGAAUUUGUUCGUAAUAGAAAUUUAAAUGAACAAUGUCAAAUUCAAACAUUAUUACAAGACCAAAAACAACUUGAUUUAUUUAUUAAUGGUGAUAAAGAAAUUUCAUUAGGAAUGGUUGCAAGAGAACAUUUUGAUGAAUAA